CCCUGGAGCGGAUCAGAGAAUUCGAGGCCAAUGGUUGGAUCGAUCCCGCUACUGGACGAUGGUCCUUCCCCAUGGUUUUAUUCCCUAGAAAGACCGGAUCCAUUCACAUUUGCAUCGAUUAUCGGAAACUGAAUGAUAUCACGAUCAAAGAUGUGUAUCCCCUCCCGCGGAUUGAUGAUUUGCUGGAUGCAAUUGGGUGUGCUAACUACUUUAGCAAGUUCGACAUCCGCAAUGGGUUCCAUCACAUAUUGGUGAAGGAAGAGGACCGACCGAAAACGACAUUCGUACUGUUCAAAGGAACGUGGCAAUGGGUUCAAUGUCCUAUGGGCAUUUGUAAUGCUCUGGCUACAUUUCAAAGAGCGAUGCACAUGACCUUCCAUAAUUCCGUUAACAAGACUCAACUGACACAGGGAAUGGUCAACUUUUGCGUUAUCGUGUACAUGAACGACAUCCUAGUGUAUUCGGAAUCGUUUAACAGGCAUGCACAAUAUAUCGAAUGGACAUUUGGAGCGCUGCGAGAUGCGGGCUUCAAAAUUGCCCUGGAAAAGAGCGAGUUUUUCCUGUCGGAAAUCUCGUUCCUAGGGUACGUGGUGACGCGAGGAGGCUUGCGACGGGAUUCGAGAAAAGUCGCGGCAGUUCGAGACGCUCCGACACCCACGUCGCUGGCGCAAGUUCGAGCUUUCUUGGGACUGGCCUCGUACUAUCGUCGAUUUAUCAAGGGUUUCGCGGCAAUCGCACGGCCCCUGACGAACCUCUUGCGAAAGGACCAGCCAUUGAGACUGAAGUGGACCAGGGACAGCGAGCACCCCGCCGUGAACGAAGACAUAGAGUUACUUAUUAUUCAAGCUUGGAGAACGGGGGUAGAAGGAGAUUUGUUGGGAUUCGUCUUCGGAUCGGUGGAAGCAGGACAUCGACAACAGAUCGUGGGGGAGCUUCUAAUCCUCCUGACGCAGCUGCUGGAUGAUCUACCGAUCGACGUCGUCUCGCACUUCGACGAGAAUCCGGCGCCGCAUAUUCUUUUGCGCAGCCUGAUGCCGUAUCUUCAAUGGUUGGCGUGCUUGGAGGGUGAUUGGGACAGCCGUAGUUACCCGUCGUACGGUAACUACCUAAGCCCCGCAGAGAUAAUCGAUCUUCUCUUCUUGGAUCGAGGUGAGCCGACGUUAGAAGAAGAAGAAGAAGACGAAGAAGAAGAAGAAGAAGAAGAAGAAGAAGAAGAAGAAGAAGAAGAAGAAGAAGAAGAAGAAGAAGAGGGAGACGGAUCAGAAGAUACCUCUGAAGAGGGGGCGUAUUAUAGCGAGCAUAGCGAGCAUAGCGAGCAUAGCGAGCAUGAGUCGGGGGCAACAAGCGAAGAAGAAGAAGAGGAAGAGCAAGCAAGUGAGGAGGAAGAGACAGAGCAGGCGGGGACAAAGGGAGAGGACCCUGCGGAAGCAGAACGGCGGAGGGCAGAAAUAGUGAAAGGAAAGCAGCCACUAGAGCAAUCGGUGGGAACUGAAUUGCCAGUUCUGGAUGAUCCGACCCGAGACCCGGAGCCGCCGACAGAGGAAGAUGAGCGCCGCGCUGCAGAGACUUCGAGCGCGCCAACGCAGAGGCAACGGAGUCGCUCGCCCUCCCCUUCCCCCCGUCCCUCAGUUCGAGCACGUGCCAAUGCGGGGCAUCGAGCUUCGUCCCCGGUUAUCAUCCCGUUGUCCCCUUGAUUACCUUACACUUUGGCAAAUCGAUACCCCGCUC
Messenger RNA from Chara braunii, 1728 nucleotides. The record is from the annotation of a GenBank genome assembly. Lineage: Eukaryota; Viridiplantae; Streptophyta; Charophyceae; Charales; Characeae.